Paramuricea clavata is the source of this 10605-nucleotide messenger RNA. Lineage: Eukaryota; Metazoa; Cnidaria; Anthozoa; Malacalcyonacea; Plexauridae. The record is from the annotation of a GenBank genome assembly.
GGAGUGUUGACGAGCAAAUGCAACAGAGUUAAACUUCAUUUUGAAGAUGGAUACGGCAAUACUUUUGCUCCUUUCAUGUGCAGUUCUCUUAAGCUGGUCAACGUAAGUGAAUAAUUUCUCUUUUAUCUCUCAUAAAUUAAUCUCUCAUUUAUUUAUCGGGUUUGGGGGUUUCACGCUAUGAUCAGAAAGAACGUGAGAACCUCGUGCAUUAAAUAAUACAAGUGUAUUUUAACCAGGUUUAAAGUGAAUCAAGUCAGACUUCAGGGAAGAUUCUUAGCGCCCCUGGAAGUGUUUCAUACUGUUUUUGAUUAGUUAAUUUUCAUAGUCUAAUCUGCCUUAAACUGUCUAAUUUCACACUUUUGUGCCCUGGGAAAAAGUUUUGCGCCUUUACUCCUAAAUUUGUACUGAGUUUUUUCGCCACAAAGAUAUCUCGUUCUGGGAUUUAAGGGGGACAUUUCAUUCUUUAACAAUGCUUAUGAUACACAUUAAUAGUUACGCGUUGCGUACAUGUGGUUAGCCUAUACACUAUAGGAUUGGCAAUUGUUAUAGCGUAUAGCUAAUCUCUCAAAAUAAUAAAUUAAUCAUCGGUUGCAAUCGAGUACCAUCUUGGUCGAUUUUUGAACCAUUGAACCAUAAAAUUUUUAUUCUUCAUUCUUUAUCGUAUGAAGCCAGAUACCGUAUAUAUAAACUAUUCAUAAUAUAGCAACAUUUUUUUAAAAACCCAGAAUAAAUUGUUUCGUUGUCUUCUUGACUAAAAACAUGCAGACUGGGCUUGAUUUUAAGAGGAAAAUUCGCAAGUGACAUUAUUCACUCCAUAUAAUUGUCUCAACAGUGGAGAUUAAAGAUACAGUAACAAUUAUUAUGGCCGCCGAGAGGAGGGGGGGGGGCAGGGGGGGGAGGCAUGUGAAUAAUAAAUUUCAGGUAAAUUAAUGUCAGAUAAGUUUAAUUGAAAUGUCAGAUACGAACUAGGAAAAAUGAGGUAUGUUUAUGUCCCCUCCCCCAAAGGUAGACUGCUCGCGACGGCCCUGGAUUCAUAAAUAUAUAAACUGACAAAAACAUAUGAACCGCUGGAGGCGGCAUCAACUGAUCAGCGUGUUAAACAAGAACAAUUUUUGUUAAAUUUAAUAUACUUUUAGAAUAAUUGUUUGCCGUGAUCCAAUCCUGGAAAAAAUAUCUGUAGACGUUUAAUUUUCAAAAAAAUACACCCAAAUUUGAAAACAUAUAACAAAAAUGUGGGUAUUUUUCUAUCGAAGCACCUAUAAAGCGGAAAAGAUAUGGGAAGCUAAUUUUAUAGAAUACAUAUAUAUAUAUAACUGCUCGAUUUUUUGAGUUGUUUUGGAAUAAAUAAACUAAAAGACCUUUCUGCUCGUUAUUCGUAUGGUUGUGUCUUAAAUUCUGUUAGGAUUAAUUUAUUUUUAAGGUUUCUCUUUCUCUAAUUUAUCCACAUUUGCAACUAUUAUAGGUUAGAACAAAUCUCAAUCUCCACAUGUUACUUCAUGUUACAUCAUCUUAGACUAUCAGAUGCACUGUUUCACUAAAAUCAUAUAUUUUACUAUAGUUCUUCACAUUUUACUACAUGUUACACCUAUAUUAUUAAAAGGAACUAGAGCACAUGUUACAUGUAGUGAUUUUACUCAGACUGUAUAUUUAAUGAAUAAUAAACAGAUCUUUGUUAAGGCAUGCAAGCACUAAGUUUGUGGCAAUCACGGGUAACUGCGCUAUGAACCAUGUCAGUGAAACCAUAUUAACAUGCUUUAUAGGUACCAUUGUGCACUAUAAAAUUUCAUUGAUUGACAAAGUAUGUGAAAAAAUGUAAUGAUCAUGAAAUAUUGUACUAUGUAAUAAUCUAUAUAUAUGCCAUAUUUCUCCCUCUGAUAGUUUUUGACUCGUGGAUGUUGCGAAGCAACAUCUGAGUCUUUGUGGUUACUUGGGUGUGGGGUGCGUGUGGGGCAGUUAAACAAUGGGAAAUGACCAGCCUGCUUUGCACGCACUCUUUGUCUGCGAAUCGGGCAUUUCAGAAACGGAAAUGGGCCUGGAGAACGCGUUUGUUCUUUUGAUUUGGUAAAAGAAGCACAACAAUUGUGUGAAAUGGCAAAAUUCGCACGGUGCCCGGUUUGCAGAAACAACUACUGCAAACUGCUCUAAUUCUUUCUGUCACUUUCAUUUGAUCUUAUUCGUGAGUCGGCCUUAACAACUUCUGAUUUGUUAUUAGCUGCCAUAAAUAUUAGUCAAUGCAGCCGUACCGAAUACAUUAACCACAAAUUUCCUUAAAACAGGUCACCUUUAUUAAGCCCCCCCGUCCAGUGACCCCAUGCAUGGCUUUCCAAAAGAUAAUCAAAUCCUGAAUUAUGUUCCUAAUAUAGAGCCCUAUUUAAUUUGAAAAUUAUAUUUUGAAACUAAAUGUACAACUAACUUCGUAACAGGAUUAUCCAUUGUAUUUUUUCAGACCAUCUUCGAAGAAAUAUCUGUAUAGAUCUUUUCAAAAAAUACACUCAAAUUUGAAAACAUAAAAUGAAAAUGUGCGUAUUUUUCAAUCGAACUGACUCAUUGCACCUAUUUACCUUAAAUCCCCCCCUCCCCCUCUACGCCCAGUCCAAAACAAUGUUGGUUCAAGUAAAGUGGAUUUUGCAACACAUGUCACCUAAAUAGCAACAUUGUAUAAGGUGUUGGGGGGGGGGGGGAGGGCGGAGGAACAAUGUUUGAAAAUUAAGAAGUCUACUAUUUUUUCCAGGAUUGUAGUUUUUCUAGCAGCUGAGUUGAUCAAAAUAUUAUAUUCUUUUGCUAGGAGACAGGAAAACCACGGAAACGCCUUAGAAUUGGUUCUGUAUCUUCACUCUCCACUGCUACGACAAUAUGAAUAAUGUUUAAAAAUUUUCAUAAUGAAAUCAAGCCCGGUUUUACGUUUUAAAAAAUUUCAGUCAAAUGCCAAGUUUGAGUGCACGAAUCCUUAAGUCCAGUCCAUGUUUUGUCCUAUGUCCGACUGAACGUGCAUCUCUUCAAUUUUGAUAUCAAACUGAUAUAAAUAUGAAAGAAUUUUCUUGAUUGGUUGCUUGAAUGACUGGUCUAGAUUUAAACGUAACCGCGAUGUCCAUUUUGCAGUAUACAGAAAAAGUCAAAGUGACAUGUUCUCUUCCAUGUAGACAUUUGGUUAUCAAAUUAGUUCUACGGUACAUUAAACUAUAUCAAUAUUAUAAACUUAAUGUCUGCUCCUAAGGGAAAUAAUAAACAAUUAUUUGAUGAGGCUGAGAAUAAUAUCAAGAAUUAUUCAGACGUACUGAGCCUGAGGUCAAUGUUAUCUGAAGUUGAGGGGGAUAACAUAGUGACCGAGGUCUGAAUAAUUAUUGAUUGAUGUCAUGGAAAGCCGAAUCCAAUAAUUGUUUUAUAACUUUUAUUAUACAUUUCAAGACAUCAGAAACGUAUAAAAACGAUUAAACGAAGUUUGCCUAUUAAUGUUUCAAGUACAUUUAUUCUAUUUUCGCGCACAUUUGGGUUUGAAUUGUUGGCCGCGCCGCCAGUUGGCACGACAGCGUCUAAUAAUUGUUUUGCCACACAAUGUAUGGCGCCAGAUGACGUGACAAACUCAACACGUCAGUCAGGUCAUCUUCAUAGUUUUUUAGUUGAUAGUCGCACAGAAAUGAAUGAUCAAGCUGGGUUGUUAUAUAGGAUAAUUUUUUUGUUUUCGCGAUUCUUGUACAGGUACCGUGCAAUAGUCUCACCCAAACCAUUGUGGACAACCUACUGACAUUGACUUCGAAUGGCGUUUCUCUAAAUAAAUAUCUCCCCGCUGCGGAAUAUGCGGAAUAUGCGUGUAGCUUUUUGUUAGGAGUUUUGCACAUAGGCGUACCGGGCGGGUGGCGGGGGGGGGGACGGUAGCCCCCACCCCCAGUUUUUUGGGCAGUCGGGCAAUAUUCGAUCAACAGUCGGGCAAUUUUGGUAUGUAACAAAAAAUAAAUUGGACAAAUUGUGUCAAUUCAGUGAAAUUCAGUAAAAUUUGUGUGAUAUUCCGAAAAAUUUUGGUAUGUCUGGAAACAUUUUUUGACCCCUAAAAUGGUACACUAACCGAAAUUUUUUUGGCGACGGGGGGGGGCUACAAGUCGGGCAGAAUCCCGAAAAGUCGGGCAAAUUUCUUUCCGCCCCCCUAAUUUUUUCCUUCCGGUACGCCCAUGGUUUUGCACAAGUGUCCACAAUUGUGCACGUGAGGAUUACUACAUCGAACCACCUUAAUGUGAAUAUUUUCACCUAGAGUAAAAUGUUCAGCAUUUGACGAAGGUACGAGCACAACAAGCAACACAGGCCAAACAAAUUCACCAACAUGUCAAUUGGAGCCUUCACUGAAAAACUCCAUAUUGAAAAUGAAAAAUAAAAUGACCAACAUUGCAGAGGAAGUUAAAGAAAUCAAGAAAUUUCAAGAAGAUUCUAAGAAAGAUUUUGGGAAAGUUUUGGAAGAGUUGAUUCAGGAUGCAUUGAAGAAUAUUUCUUGCAUGCAAAGCAACAAACCGCCAAAGAAAGGUACAACCAUAUGGGCAAUAGGAUAGGUACAUUGUUGUUAAAAAUGUUUGAAUUGGUAUUAUACUUACUCAUCAAUAUUUGAGUGUUCAAAAGAUCACAAUUAGUUAAUAAAUACUCCUAAUAUUCUUCGAAACAAUUUCCACAUCUACUUUAUAUGCCGUCGCCAUAUUUAUCAAAUCUACAUGCCACACGGCAUUGCCCCCCCCACCACCAACCAGAAGCAAGUAUAACAGGCUAAGCCGAGAGGAAAAAUUAAGGAGAAAGUAAAAUGGUAGGUGUGUCAUCAUUCUAUGAGAAAUCAGCGUUCGCAAUCUUGUAUCACAUGAUUAAUUCAAAUUCUCUCAUGUCAUUAGCGGGAAGCAGCAUCACGUCAUUACGUCACAACACUUUCGGUCUAUGGCAGCUUAUGGCAGAGAUGUUACUUAAUUACCUUCUUGUUUUCUCCUUAAUUUUUCCUGGCGUCUUAUUAUAUUCAUAUGGGGUGGCGGUAGACAAUACCAUGUGGCAUAUAUAGACUGGAGAAGUAAAUUUGGCGACGGCAGAAAAAUUAGGACUAUAUAUGAUCCAAGACACUUCGAUACGAAGUUCCAAACAUUAUUAUCUUUUGGCCGUUUUGGGUACUCAAAUUUUAUUACUAAGUAUAAUACCGCGUUUCUAACUUUUUAUUUAACAACAAUGCCACGGUUUACUGUAUGAGGGAAACAUAGUUUUGAUCAUAAAAGAUCUGCAGUUUGCAAUCCGGAUUUUUCAGAAGGAGUAAUUAAUAUUCAUGACAGUGAGAAAGAGUGAGAGGCCGCAUCAAUAGUUUGCGAAGUGGCGAUGCGCUAGUUAUUAUGCAAUGACGUCUUAAUAGCUUGCGUAACAAACCUGAGCAAUUUUAGAUAAUGUCAGGGUGGGUAAGAUUUAAAUUUAUAAACCUUUUUUAAAAUAUUAUCGUGUAAUGUAAACUAUAUAUCGAUCGUUGCUAGCCUAUACGCUAUUGUCCAGAGUAAACAAAAUAACAACUAUUUUAAAGAUUAUAAUUGUUGGACGUCAUGACAGAACUGAAGAGCAUUCUAUCUUUCUUGUUUAGACGCGUAUUGCGUUAUUUAGCCGAGAAUUAGAUAUGGAAGUUUAGUUUGUAAUUUGCGCAAUUGCAAGGAUAACUGCUCCGUCGAAAUUAAUUCCAUUCCACGAACAGAGAGGUUUGUGGCGAUUUUUAAAUCUUAAAAAAUCAGAUGCCGUGUAUAAGAAGGUAGUUAAAAUUUGAAUUUGGGGCAUAUUUUACUAGAUUGAACUAAUUUUGGAGGAUUUUGUAGUUAAUUAGUCUACGUUAUAGGAUGGUUUCAAGUGCAAUUUGGAUAAAACAUGCAUGAGUGAGUUUUUCAAAGAGCAUCAAAAAGCACUAGUCCGAAGGAAGUGUGCUAUUUGAGGUCUUUGAAAAACACACGAGUGCUUGUUUUAUCCAAAUUUCACAAGAAACCAUCUUAUAUUACGUAUAUUAAUAAUAUACAUAAAAAUGUUCGAGACAAUUGUAGUUUUAACUUACGUUUAUAGCUAUAACCGUGCACUGGCAAAGUUUUCCUGGCUUUGUUAUAUCACAUUACAUGCACAACGCUAACAGCUUGAAAAUUUCACUCAACUAGGACGUAAGAAAUUUUGUUAGUCUUGUUCUCUCCUCUGCAGACCCUCCUUAAGUAUUUACAAAUAACUUACAUGAAGUUUCCUGAAUGAAAGUGAGCGCGCGCGGUGUGAUGGGAAGAUUGAAAUGAAGUUGGGGAGACUCUGCCAGAUAAUGCGACGACGUAUGGUUUUUGAACUAAACUAGUUGUUGAACCUUUUUUUAAACUUGAAAUCGACGGAAAUAUGAAAGAAAUUGAUGAAAUGAUUCUUCAUAAUCUGAGUAUCGAAGUUCAAUAGAGUCAUUUAUAGGCUAAUCAGAUAGCUCGUAUCCACUGAUAUUCGUUUGCAAUUUCUCAAUAUUUUCGAUAAAAAUGGACAGAAGAAGAUAUUGAUAUUGAAUUCACCCCAGGAUACUCGAGUAUGCCUGAAAAUGAAAGUCGAAAACACGUUUUAACACCCCCCAUGGUUGAUCGAACUUCGCUACAAACGAUUAUAUACGACACUCAUGAAAAACAGGUAGUUUUGUAAAUAUGUAUAGUAUAAUUUAUCAUAUAUCUAAUUUCCUUUGUUACUUUAUCAUAAGUGUGUAAAAUCCUGAUGAGUCCACCGUGACUAAAUAAAGUUCACAAUACAAUACAAUACGCCAUAUUGAUUGCAUUAACUCGCAGAGGCUUCCUUUAUUUAGCUCUUCCCAUCACUCCUUGCGCGCUCACUUUUCCCUCACUAGAAACUUCAUGUAAACCUCUGCCGAGGAGAGAGGUUAGUCUUGUUUAAAGUAAAGGCUUUUCCAUUUAAAAAGGAUAAAAGCCAUAUUUCCCAACCGAAGUCAACUUUCACUUUAUGCAGCGCGGCGCCAUAUUUUGAUAUUUGUUUUGCUUUGAAGCAAUUCUGUGAUCGUUACUUUUUUAAACUAUAAACUGCUUUAAACUCAUUGGUUGAUUUUAUUAACACAUUGUUUUUCCGCCAAUCAGAUCAGUUUGUUAUAGAUUUUUGCACUACGAUAACAGAAAAUUGCACAGUGAUUACACAAAAUUGCACUGUGAUUACAAAAAAUUGCGCUGUGAUUACAAAAAAUUACAUUGCUGUUUGAGAUUAACUGCACCGAAAUAGUCAACAAAUCACAAUCGAGUAAUAUUUUCAUCUAUAUUAUUAAUUAAGGUUAAGGACAGUCAGUGCGAAAUAAACCAAUCAAUAUCUCUUCAAACAAAUAAAUUCUAUGGUGUGAGAAAAACUAUUAAUUCAGUAUUAUUUUCUUUUAUCUAGAUGAUAAAGACUGUGCUGAUAUAUACAAAAAUGGAAAAACAGAAAGUGGAGUUUAUCAAAUUGAUCCAGACGGAAAAGGCAAUUUCAAUGUCUUCUGUGAUAUGACAACAUCAGGAGGAGGCUGGACUGUGUUUCAACGUCGUCUUGACGGAAGUGUUAGUUUCUACCGAGGAUGGCAAUAUUACAAGCACGGCUUUGGUGACCUAAAUGGUGAAUUCUGGCUCGGAUUGGAUAAGAUCAAUAGAAUUACAAGUGCUUCACACAAUAAACUUCGCAUCGACAUGGAAGACACUUCUGCAAACACAACAUAUGCAGAAUAUGAUUCUUUUGCCAUCGCUAGUGAACAGCAGCAGUAUAAAUUGAGUAUUGGAAUUUAUAAUGGUAAAUAUUUCAUGAAUUAGCCGAGUUCACGGCCAUACAUAUACCUUGUUUUUACCAAGCGCGUAUUUGCGUAGAUAUUGUAUAUAUAUAUAUAUAUAUAUAUAUAUAUAUUAUAUAUAUAUAUAUAUAUAUAUAUAUAUAUAUAUAUAUAUAUAUAUAUAUAUAUAUAUAUAUAUAUAUAUAUAUAUAUAUAUAUAUAUAUAUGUUAGUAAUUAUAGUACAUGUUACUCUAAUUAUAGUACAUGUUCAUGCAAGUAUAACCCAGCUACUGAUUUUCCUGGAUAUAGACAAAUGUAAAUUCGAAUUCCCAAUAUUUCUAAGAACCAAAAGACAUUAAAUUAAUUUUUUCUCUUUAACAUUCUCUCUUAUAAACAUGUAUAUAAAUAUUAAAAUAAUACAGUUGGCAGGUCCUAGGUUCAGGUCCAGCAGCAUUACGAACUCAGCUUUAGGAACCAGCAAAUAGACAACCUCGUAACCAGGACUUUUUGCUUCCGCUGUUGGAUGGUCAGCGAAAAAGGCCAACGCAUCGGCUGGUCUGUUUUGCACACUGAUUGGUCAAUGAUUUUGAAUGUAAAUAUUCAAAUUUCAAAAUAUUAAUAUGUGGGAAUAAUUAUUAUUUUGAUGGAACGAGAGUGCGGUGACAAAUUUUUAUUAGUUCUUGAAUGACUAAGGUAUUGAGUGAAUAAGAUUUUUGACAUUUCGCUUGAGAUAGGGGAGAACAAUACAUCACAAAACUGUGCAGUGGUCAAAAUUAAGUCUUUAUACAUUUUGUAUACGAGUAUUUGCUUCUGUUCAACAUACAUUUCUCAUAUGCGUCGUUUAUAAAUCGUUAAUUGAUUUCAAGAACCGUACAGCGUUCUACUCAAACAAAGAUUGUGAUACGAAUAUAUAUUUGCUCUGGCCAUAACACGAUUUAUAUAAAGCAAAGGCUGAAGGGGUUGGUUGUUCAUUACUGAAUAGUUAAUCACAGGCUAACCAGGUCCUGAAUAUGUUUCACAAAAAUCAUCAGUAUUACGGGCUAUGUCAUGCUGAAUGUAAACAACGAAAGUGUAAACAACGAAAAUGGAAUAAAGUCCACUUAUUUUGCUGCUUAUUUCUUUUAAGUGUGUUUACUUGAGUAAUUAAAAUGUAUGUAACUAUUCUAUAUACGUACGUAUACGCAUAAAUUAUCAUACAGUAAUUGAACACCCCAAAUACUGGAGAUUUUGAGGUCAUGUGACCGGCCAAUGCCAGGACCAUUUUCGCUGAUCGGAAGCAAAAUGCCCUGGGAACGAGGUUGGCAAAUAGAAACCUUGAUGUAUCAAAUUAAGGCCUGACAUAACAUAAUAUAUGCAGCAUUUAAUAAUUCAUCAAAGUAAAUCAAAGUAACAAGGAUCCACUGUUAUUACCAAAGCAUCCAUCACUUGAUCAGUUUUGAAAAACAUGUCAAUGGCCGGAUAAUUGAUGGGAAAUUAGAUAUAUUGGGUCUGCAGGCUCAUUAAAUAAAUUUCAAUUAGUAUAGGUAAUCAUGCGAUGGCGUACAAUUAGGGAUUAAUAGUACGCGUGAUGUUUGGAAAUUUUGCCAAAAUUGGACGAGCUGCCGGGGCGAGUCCAAUUUGGCAAAUUUCCAAACAUCACGAAUACUAUUAAUCCCUAAUUGUACGAGCAACAUCGCAUGGUUACUUGUUUAUUAUUAGCAUGACAAAAUUGGAUACGUACUUCUCAAUGUCAGCAUCAUAUUCUCUCGCCAAAGCCCAGUCCUGCCAGAUUUUCAACCAAAAUUUGGUGCUUUUGUUUGUAUUUUCAUUUAGUUCUUUUGUUAGCAAAAUUUGGUGCUUGUGUUCGUACUUUCAUCUAGUUCCUCCACGGCAAUUUCAUUUCACGCUUGUGUUUAAAGUACAUUUCCGCCAUUUUGUUUGUUUUGGGAAAAUCAUUAAUUACACUGCAGUACAAUUAAUGAAAUAAUUGUACUCCUCUCAACCAAUCGGCAUCCAGUAAUUUUGUCAUGCUAAUAAUAAAUUAAGUUAUUAAAAUUUCUUUCUGAAUGGCAUGAUAUUCAUUAUUCUAAUUAUCUCUGUCACAAAUUCCUAAGUUUACAAUUAUUCAUAUUAGUUAAUUAUGAAGUUUUGCGUGCGUGUAAAAUGAACACUAAUUAAGCCAUUAUAUACAUAUAAAGAGUUGUACGUUGCUUUUUAGUCGUGUAUCCUUCGCUAGCGGGAUAUGAGUUAAUUUUAUAUAUAUUAUGUAUAUAUCCAGCUAGCAUAAAGAAUUGUUCAGAUGGUACAAUAGGUCAUAUCUAUAGUAGUUGUGAAUUGUUUAAGUUAUAAUAAAAACUGUACAGACAGCCAUGCCUGGCAUACUUCACGAAACCCAUAUCGAUCCUGUUUUUAGAGCUAGUUGAAAAUGCAUUUUUUAUUAAUGUUCGUUUUCCAAUUAUUUUAGGUACAGCAGGUGAUUCUCUCUCGUACCACAAAGGUAUGGCGUUCACGACUAAAGAUUCCCACAAUGAUCAAUGGUAUAACAACUGUGCUGUGCAGUACAAAGGUGCCUGGUGGUAUAAGAGAUGUCAUAAAUCCAAUUUGAAUGGUCUGUAUCUUGAUGGCGCACACAUGUCGUUUGCUGAUGGUGUUAACUGGUACCAUUGGAAAGGAUAUUACUAUUCAUUGAAAUCAACAUCAAUGAAAAUCCGGCCAGUUGCAUUUUAAUAUCCCUCCUAGUAUUACGAUAUAUACCUAUUCAGAAUAUUUUUAAUUUUUUGUUUUAAGAUGCCAACCAUCUUGAAAGACAUUCGGGUAUUUUUAUUGCUUGUUAUUGGACAAAAUAAAAACAUGGAAUAAAUUGCAAUGUAAUCCUUGAAUAUGCAAUACAAAG